Messenger RNA from Necator americanus (New World hookworm), 894 nucleotides. RefSeq lists its product as uncharacterized. Gene Ontology annotation, molecular function: structural constituent of ribosome; 5S rRNA binding. Bases 1 to 894 code for a protein of 297 amino acids. NCBI's taxonomy places the organism in Eukaryota, Metazoa, Nematoda, Chromadorea, Rhabditida, Ancylostomatidae. The record is from RefSeq and is a predicted model, not a curated record. Gene Ontology annotation, cellular component: ribosome; cytosolic large ribosomal subunit. Gene Ontology annotation, biological process: translation; ribosomal large subunit assembly. The transcript is spliced from 7 exons.
AUGGGUCUUGUCAAGGUCGUGAAGAACAAGGCUUAUUUUAAGCGUUAUCAGGUUAAAUUAAAGCGACGAAGACAAGGAAAGACCGACUAUUAUGCAAGGAAGAGGCUCACUGUUCAAGACAAGAACAAGUACAACACACCUAAAUAUCGUCUCAUUGUGCGAUUCACUAACAAAGACGUAAUUGCCCAGAUUGCUUACUCCAAGAUUGAGGGUGACGUAAUUGUUGCCUCUGCCUAUUCGCACGAGCUUCCUGCUUUCGGUAUCAAGGUUGGCCUUACCAACUACGCAGCUGGAUACGCCACUGGCCUUCUGCUCGCUCGUCGUCACUUGAAAAAUCUCCAGCUCGACAAGACCUUCAAGGGACAAGAGGAGGUCAACGGUGAGUUCUACACCGUCGAAGAGGAGGAUGGUCGUGCUCCAUUCAAAGCAGUGCUUGACGUCGGAUUAGCUCGUACCACAACUGGUUGCAAGGUGUUUGCAGUUAUGAAGGGUGUCGCCGAUGGUGGAAUCGACGUCCCUCACAGCGAAAACCGUUUCUUCGGCUACGACUCGGAAUCCAAGAAGUAUGAUGCUGAGGCUCACCGUGACCGUAUUUUCGGAAAGCACGUUGCUGAAUACAUGCGCUCCCUAAAGGAGGAGGAUGAAGAUGCGUACAAAAGGCAAUUCUCGCACUUCAUAGCCGAAGGCGUCACCGCUGAUAACUUGGAGGAGAUGUAUAAGAAGGGUCAUGAAGCCAUCCGUGCCAAUCCUGACCGACGAACUAAGCCUUCCAAAAAGCAAGGGGAAAAGAAGAGAUGGAACGCCAAGAAAAUCACGCUGGAGCAAAGAAGGGAGCGUGUCGAGGAGAAGAAGGCACUUCUGCUUCAACUGAAAGCACAACAAGAAGCGAUGUAA